AUGUCAACUUGCCUCGACGAGUCCGAAGAGUUAAAAGAACCCAGCAAAAUCUCGGGGUCACGUCGCGUUCAACAUUCGGAUUUAUCGCGUUUAAAGCUCCUGAUACGUCCGAUGACUCACGACAUUUUUGGGAAUGUGGAAUUGAAACGACUCUACGAGACUUCCUGCCUCUCAGUAGUCCAACACAAUGAGAGACGUGACGUCAUUUCGGGGAUAUGUCUCUGCAAUUACCCCAAUAUACCGUCCGUGCCGCCGUACGAUUGGUUGACCUGGUUGAAGACAAUUUACGGGAUUCCCACUGCCACGAAAAGAAACACAAUGUUCAUACACUUGCUCGUGUGGGACGAGUGUUACUCGAACGAGUUUCUUGGGGAGCUAUUGGCUGCGGUGUUCGACAACACUACCUAUUGCCAAUACGUGAUUCUCGUGGUACCUCCCCGAGUUGAACCGGUGCAUUUGAGCGUGUUUGAGCAAGAGAUGACUAAAGUCUUGGCUAAAACUGCCGUACGAGACGUCGCGCAGCAAUUUCUAUAUCUGAUCGAUCGACAUCGAUUACGUCCAAAGUUGAAAAUACGGAGAGUCGUAGAGGAAGAUAACGACAACGUGAUUGCGAUUGUCGACGGUGAGGGUACUCAUCUCAAGGAGCUUUAUGGAGAGUAUUGUAUUAGUGAGAUGAUUCGUCGUCCGAGUAAUUGUCGCCAAUUAAUCAUCGGAGAAGAUAUCAAUGGCUUGGCAGUAGGCAUCAUGUGUCUCAAUGCUAUGAUUGACAUCGAUCUACUUAAUGAGAAUUUUGAAUUAACGCCGUACAAUGGUUUGAAAAAAUCGCGGGGAAAUACUCCGCCCGCUCGUGUCGGUGAAUGUAACGAGACGAUGCAAUCCCGACCCAUUCAUCAUGUUUUUCCGACGCCGAAUGGCGAAAUAAAUGCUUUCGUUCUGGAGAUGUUUGCGACGCGUGAUGAAAUGAGGCCUCACUGGUCCCACGAUUUCUUGGAGGCUGCUUUCGAUUGCUUCCCACAUUUAGAGUACUGUGCGACUCUUCUUCGUUUCUCACAUCCGUGCCAUCAAUUCCUUCAACAUUUUGUGCGCGUACCGUUGAGAUGUAAUAGAGAUUUCCCCAUGACGCUGUACAUUCUGCACCGAGCGGUUCUUCGCGAGGAGAUAACGUGUCGCCAUGCCCGAACACAAGACCGUGAAGCUAUAGAGAGACUCUUGUUUACCACAUCGACAAAACGUGAAGUCCUAAUUGAUUUUGAUGUUGCCAUGGAUCCACUACAGGCUUUACAGCGUGAUUUAAAUUGUUUCGUCUUUGAAAGUAACGAUACAAUACUAGGGCUCGCUAUACUGUGCGCCGAGAGGCAAGUAAAUUUCGUUAAGAAUCAUUUCCAUAUAGAGGAUUACGUAUCUGUGGAGAGUAUCCCACAAAACGAUUACAGACGUCUCUUGCAUUUUGUUCUUAUGCCAAUUUUUUCCACUUAUCAUCGCUUCUUCUUCCGCGAGAUCGCACGUUUAAGCGAGUUAACGAUAAUCUUUUAUCGACUUCAUCACAAAGAUGAGACCACAUUGACGUGGAUAUGUCCUUUGAUAUCCUGUUUGAACGAUAUGAUUCCUGUUGAUCCCCGUGGACAAGCUAAGUAUGAAUUUCCGAUUGUUCGGGAAAACUCUAAUAGCUGUGAAAAUAAUACAAAAGGUGAAAGGGAUGAUGUUGCGUACAAUGGAUUUUCUCUAUUUAUGACAUCGCCGAGACUAGUAACGAUGCCACGUACAAUUAUCGAUAGCAGGAUCGUUGUCGUUGGAGCAUCGGACUGCGGAAUCGCUUUCGCGGAGUAUCUGACUUUACGAUUAACGCAGCGAUAUACACAACUGACAAACCUUACGUUAAUAUCGCCGCAUGGUAUACCAUUUGAUAACGAAUCGAGUCGUUCAGACUUGCUUCCAUUCCGAGGAAGGUUUCACUCGGGAUAUCGUCGCUGUAUAGUCGCACGGACUUGGCUUAAUAUCAUCUAUGGAACUAUGACAGCGAUCAACAGAAAGGAGAAAUAUGUGACUGUGAUGAAUCAAGGAAAUUUCGCGUACGAUUAUUUGGUCUUAACGUGCGGCUUACAGUAUCAAAACUCGACAUUAUGGGAGAAAAUCAAAAUGCAAAAGCAAAAGCAAGAAGGAAACAAAGUACAAGACCAAAUGCCAUGGAAUUGUCUGACCGUAAAUAACGAUGCGGAAGCUUCCAGUUGCUUCAGAAAGAUUCGAUGGUUAACAGGGGACUUCAAAGAAAGGAAAGCGAUAUUUCUUUACGGACGUAGUAUCGAUUGCUAUUGUACACUCAGUGGUUUAAUCAAGCUCGGGGUAAAGCCUUCGUGGAUUACGUUGAUUGAACCGAACUCUGCCAAGUCCUGCGAAACGAGCAAUCAAGCUCUUUUUCACGAUUGUGAAGUGAACAAAGAGGUGACAAAUGCCAUUUUACAAAGAGGAGUUCAAAUUUUUUCCGAAUGGACCAUGGUCGAUUGGACUCUGAUGGAAAACGAUGAUGCAAAGCUCAUGAUUGAAAAUAUUACGAUUGAAAAAGAAGAAGAAAAGAAAGAAUUGACUUGUGAUGUUUUUUUCAACUUCUACGAGAAAACGAUCGAUUUAAACGCAUUUUUAGCGUUUUGUCGAGCUGGUCUCAUUUUCGAUGAUUCAUUAGUAAUAGAUCUGGAAUGUCGCACCAACGAUCCGUUUAUUUUUGCCGCUGGUACCGUGACGAAAUAUUCCCGAAAAUUUUACGCCGACGUCUGGCAGCACAAAUAUUACAAUAGCAUGGAAGUUGGAGAGAGACUCGCUCAAAUUUUAUGGAAAGUGAUCGAGUGGGACGUGAUAAUUCCGGAGCGAAAAAAAAAAGAGAGGAUCAUGCAUUUGACACCGUCGACAUUUCGUACACCUAUCGUAACCGCUUGCAUUCUGCCAGGUGAUUAUCAUUACUUGCACGUAUGUAAACCCGGGAAAACGACUUGGGAUAACACAACGAAGAUCAAUCACAACCAUUACGGAAAAGUAUUUGUAACUGGUUCUUGCAAAUCUGAAAUUGGAUAUUUUCGCAUUCGAUUGAAUAUGUACGACACUGUGGAAAGUAUAACGUGUGUAAACAAAGAGACAUUUCGAGUGCACGACAUGAUUGUUUUAUAUGGGAAACACGAGAGCAUGUUAAACGAGCUAAAAUUCCGUUUUCGAAAUUCGGAAAUCUCAGAUUUCUACGCGUAUUUUCGCGAACCUUGGGCCGCGGUGAUUCUCCACGAUAGAUUCGAUUGUCUGCGCGUCGAAAAUCGAGCUACUUUGCUGUCGCGAGCGGACAUUCACGAUAAUUCUUUGGUCGACGAUUGCAUUGAUACGUUAAUUAAGUCAAAGUGGAAAACGAUAUCUGAAGAGGAUCGAAAUUACAUCGAAUCUAGAUACGCUGGCUCGGCUUAUCAUCAAGAAUUAGAGAAUAAUCUUAUGAAUUUUCUCGAGUUUUACGAGAAUGAUCUACCUAUGUAUUGUACUUUGCGUAAACAGCGCCAGAUGUAUAUGGACAUUGCGGAAAGUCCGUUAUAUUUUGACCAAUAAAACAUUUUUUGCAAAUUCUCUUGAUGAAGAGAAAAA
This is a messenger RNA of Cyphomyrmex costatus, 3609 nucleotides long. RefSeq names its product cilia- and flagella-associated protein 61. NCBI's taxonomy places the organism in Eukaryota, Metazoa, Arthropoda, Insecta, Hymenoptera, Formicidae. The record is from RefSeq and is a predicted model, not a curated record. The transcript has 20 exons. The coding region runs from base 1 to 3573 and encodes 1190 amino acids.